Aspergillus oryzae RIB40 is the source of this 381-nucleotide messenger RNA. RefSeq lists its product as uncharacterized. The record is from RefSeq and is a predicted model, not a curated record. The coding region runs from base 1 to 381 and encodes 126 amino acids. The transcript is spliced from 2 exons. NCBI's taxonomy places the organism in Eukaryota, Fungi, Ascomycota, Eurotiomycetes, Eurotiales, Aspergillaceae.
AUGGGAGGAAGCGCAGGAGGCUCUGGGAUCAAAGCUCCAGGUUCAGGUGCACGUCUCAAGAUCCCGCGACCUGCCCCGGAUAACUGGAAGAGCAACGCGAUCAUUGCAUGGCCAUACGAUUCCCAAGUCUCUCCGCUCAUCUUGGAAGGUUGCUGUGGCAAUCCGGACCAUCUUCAUACCUACGGCGAUAAUGAUGCUUUCCGAUUCUGUGAUUCUGCGAGCAACCCUAGCAGCGUCAAACAAUGCUUGGAGAAUCAAGGCAUAAAGGGUGUGGAGGAGCUCCAUAAGAACGGCGGGAGCACAUUGUUGUCUUCACGCUCUGUUUCAAUGCCAGCGCUAGGCAUCAUACCUUCAGAUAGACUUCUUCACCACCAUUCCUAA